AUGGGGUUGAGAGAUGCCUACUGCCCAUUGGUGAUCGCUUCUUUAGUAAUUGAUGGCAUCGCCGUUGGUUUGAGACUCUGGACACGAAGCAUCAAGAAAGCUAUCGGCUACGAUGACAUAGCUAUGAUGUUUUCUCUGGUCGGUUUCGUUAUCUUCUGCGCAAUGGAGGUUCAAGCGAUACGAUGCGGCAUUGGUGCAACAACGAUUGAACCCGACUUCGACCUUACAAAAGCAGCCAUGUUCUUCAAAGCCGCUCAAAUCGUCUACAUUCUCACCACCGGCAUCUCAAAACUUGCCGUUGGACUUGUACUCUUCCGCCUCGCGAACGCCGCCAGCAUGAAGAUAGUUCGAAGGGUUCUUGCGGUUUCAAUGAUCAUCGUGUCGCUGUGGUGUUUGGUAACCGCCUUGAUCUUUGGUCUGCAAUGA
Messenger RNA from Fusarium odoratissimum NRRL 54006, 426 nucleotides. RefSeq lists its product as uncharacterized. The transcript is spliced from 3 exons. NCBI's taxonomy places the organism in Eukaryota, Fungi, Ascomycota, Sordariomycetes, Hypocreales, Nectriaceae. The record is from RefSeq and is a predicted model, not a curated record. Bases 1 to 426 code for a protein of 141 amino acids.